Messenger RNA from Zingiber officinale, 1056 nucleotides. Its product is annotated as pentatricopeptide repeat-containing protein At2g29760, chloroplastic-like. The coding region runs from base 1 to 1056 and encodes 351 amino acids. Lineage: Eukaryota; Viridiplantae; Streptophyta; Magnoliopsida; Zingiberales; Zingiberaceae. The transcript has 3 exons. Gene Ontology annotation, molecular function: protein binding; RNA binding. Gene Ontology annotation, biological process: RNA modification. The record is from RefSeq and is a predicted model, not a curated record.
AUGCGUCAGAAGAGCACGGUGCACGACGCUUACACAUUUCAAUUCAUGUUCAAGUCCUGCGGCCUUGCAGGCUCGGCCUUGGAAGGGCAAAUGGUGCAUGCUCUGUUUGUCAAGCAUUUUCCUAAUUGCGACGCGUUUGUAGUGAAUUCUUUGAUGUAUAUGUAUGUACAACUUGACUGCAUUGACGAUGCCGUGACAGUGUUUAGAUUGAUCAACAUGAAAGAUGUUGUAUCCUGGAUGACGAUAAUGGGGGGACUUGUGAAAUCUCAAUUCGUGGAUGAUGCUCAGAAGCUGUUCAAUGAAAUACCUGUGAGAAAUGCAGUUUCUUGGACGAGUUUGAUAGCCGACCAUGCUAAAGAUGGAAGGGCUUCAGAAGUCAUUGGGGUGUUUAAAGAGAUGAUGUCUGAGAAUGUCGAGCCAGAUACCGUUGCAAUGGUUGCAAUCUUAUCCGCAUGCACACAGUUGCGGGAUCUAAAAUUGGGCAAAUGGCUUCAUCAGAUUGUCAUCGACAAGAGAAUUGGUGUGAGCAGCAAUCUUGCUAUUGCACUAAUCAAUAUGUAUGCAAAAGGUGGAAGCAUCAAGUCUGCUCGUCAAAUCUUCAACUCAAUGAACAACAAGAUUGCACCAGCAUGGAAUGCCAUCAUCGAUGGGUACUGUAAUAUUGGCGAUAUCGACAUAGCUCGAUCCUUAUUUGAGAAAAUGAAUGCUUCUAAUAUCAUCUCAUUUAACUCAAUGAUCACCGGAUAUAUACAUGGAGGUAGACUUAAGGAAGCAUUGCAGUUAUUUUCAAAGUUACAAGCAUCUGGCUUGCAACCUGAUAAGUUCACGGUAGUCAGCUUGCUCACAGCUUGUGCUAGUUUAGGUGCACUAAGCCAAGGCAAGAUCUUGCAUGCUCACAUCGAAGAGUGUUUCGUAAAGCAGGAUGUAUGUCAUUGGAUUUUGACUGUCAUCGACCCUUAUGCGGAGGUGAUUUAUUUGCUCGAUUCACUUAAUCAUCGCAAUCGUCAUGAUGAUUGGAAAUAUCCAGUGGAUAUGGUCCUUGUCAACCUGAUGUGA